AUGGGAACUAAUCAUGCAAAAACUCGAAGUAAAAAAGGUGUGGUAUAUACAAAAACAGAUAAUGAAAUAGUUGAUUGUUUAUUUUGUCGUAUUGUACGUGGUGACUCACCACCUAAUGCACUAUGGUAUUCUGAUGAUAAAUGUUCAGUUUUCAUUCCAAGAGGUCCAGCUGCACGAUUGCAUCUAUUGGUAGUACCAUUAGAACAUAUUCAAAAUAUUUCUACACUCACAGAAGAACAUAGACCAUUACUUGAACAUAUGAAAAAAGUAGCGAUCGAACAAUUACGUGUUCAUUCUCAACGUAUCGGCUCGACUAAAUUUCCACUUUUAUUACCUUGUGCGCCGCCGCCAUCUCACUAUUUAUUUAAUCGCGGAAAUCUCUUAUCAUUAUCUACAUCAACGGACACUCCGAAAGAUGAUGACACAUCAAUGGAUUCGUCAUUUGUUUUUUGUUUUCAUCGUCCACCCUAUAAUUCAAUAGAUCAUCUUCAUUUACAUGCCAUUCAAAAACCGUUUCGAAAUCUCCGGAAUUAUAUUAUGUUUGCACCAAAGUCUCCGUGGCAUGGAUCAUUAGAGCAUGUACUUCGUGAUUUACCUUCACGAAAAUCUAAAUUGUGA
Messenger RNA from Adineta steineri, 618 nucleotides. Lineage: Eukaryota; Metazoa; Rotifera; Eurotatoria; Adinetida; Adinetidae. The record is from the annotation of a GenBank genome assembly.